GUUCCCAACUCAUCCUAACCUUUGCGCUAUCACAAGCCUCACGGCUGCAUACUUUCAUUAGGUAUGCCAUAGCUUAGCUUAAACAUUAAACAUCCGCCUGAUCUCAAGCACACAUCAAUAACAACCUCGAGAUGAAUAUUGAAAUAUAAACUACCACAAUCAACCUCUUAACCCAUCACCAAAGAAACCUCACCACCAAACACCCAACACCCAAAUCCAGCCAUGCAAUCCCUCCGCACCCGCCGCCCCUUCACCCACGCCUCCUCCUCCACAGACUCCGACUCCGACUCCUCCCCCACCGCCCUCGACGAGCAAGAACAAGAAGCCCUAAUCCAAUCCCUCGCCCACCAAAACGACGCCCGCAACGCGCAAUUCCGUCUACUCCUACUCGCCCUACCCCUCGUAUCCGCAGUACCGUAUCUCGUCGCCCUGACCCAAGCAUACAGUAACGGAAACGGCAACGACAACGGGAACGGAAGUGGAAACGGAAACGGAGGCAGCGGGAGCGACCGCAUACGCGCCCUCCUCAGCCUAACCAGUCUCGCCGCCACAGCGUGGAUGUUAUGGGCGCUGCCGCCGGGGGUCACGGGGAUACGCGGGGUUGACGGGUGGAUUAGCAAUACUAGCGGGAAGGAAAGUGAGAGUGAGGGUGGUUCCAAGGGCACGAGGAGGAAGCAGUUGGACAAUAUCCCCGAGCGAUCCAACGCCAUCAACGCGCCUUUCUGGGCGGAAGAGCGUCGCAACUCGCCGCUGGCGGCGUAUCUACCGUAUCUGAACGUAGCUCUUUGCGCGGUACUGGUACUCGCCGGGCUCGUAUCGAAACCAGGUGCUUCUGCGGAGGGACAGCAGCAAUGGGGUCACGUUGGACUGAGCAACUUACCCGCCGUCGUGUACGGGGUCGUGAUAAUCGCCAAAAUAGUCAUGGGCGGCGUGGACCCGGAGAGAGAUCUAAGCGCGCUGCGGUACGAGUAUAAGGGGGCUUAAUACGUGAAUACUAUAAGGCGUUGCCGCAAUAUCUACAUAUUAAUGCAUCACUGUAGUAGAUCACAAAAGCGAAGUUAUAAGGCAAAUAUUUUUUUUAUUCUCGC
Daldinia loculata is the source of this 1088-nucleotide messenger RNA. RefSeq lists its product as uncharacterized. NCBI's taxonomy places the organism in Eukaryota, Fungi, Ascomycota, Sordariomycetes, Xylariales, Hypoxylaceae. The coding region runs from base 223 to 984 and encodes 253 amino acids. The record is from RefSeq and is a predicted model, not a curated record. The transcript has a single exon.